Molecule: messenger RNA, 1116 nt
Organism: Symbiodinium sp. CCMP2592
Lineage: Eukaryota; Dinophyceae; Suessiales; Symbiodiniaceae
Source: the annotation of a GenBank genome assembly
AUGGGAGACGGAGCAUGCAGAGUCCCUUUCUUUGCGUCACUUCUCUUCGUCCUGUCUGGCUUGGUUGCUGUGUUUAAUUGCCCCGAAGGGUCUUGUCGAUUCAAUACCCUGCGUCUCGCGCAGAACGAGCCGCCGUCUUCGGAUCAGUUGCAGCAUGAGAAGCCAACCUUCCGCAGACCGACCAAGGGCGUGGCGACAGCGGUGAGCCCACCAAGGUUGAGGAUGUUGAACCAAUCAAAAGUGUGGUCGACGUUAUGUGGAGGUCAUCCGUGUUUGGUAUUCAGGCACAUGAGCAAGACCGGCGGUACAUUCGCCCAGGCCUUGUUGGAGCAAGUGGUAGCAAAACCCUUCCUUCGCAUCGUCAGUGACAGAGACACACUGACGCCCCAGUUGCGCAGUGGGAAUUUUAUCUUGGGGACGAUGCGAAACCCCUGCGACUUGCAGGUAAGUUUAGCUCACUUCGCCCCGGCAAAGGCCUUCACGGGUGCGUGGCGCACCAUGGGCCCGGCCAUCCGGCCGAAGAAGGAGCUUUGCGAUCGAGGUUUGGAGAGCUCCGUCUUCCAGAGUUGGGUCUUAAACUCCCGUCGCAAGACGCGACUCGGGCCGGUGGGCAUUCAGAGCGUGCGAUUCUGGCUGAUGUACUUGGCAUCACACAAGUGCCUGCCAAUUGUCCGAGCAUUUGCAGCUAAGGGGCCAAAGAACAGAGAGAGCUUGUGGCAGUACUCAAAAUCGAGCAGGGAAGCAAACUGCACAGAAGCGCACCUGCAUUCGAGCUUGAAGUCUUUUCGCCCGACCAAGGUUGCAGAUUGCUGGAUGUUCACAGAAACCUAUUGGGAAGAUUUAGAGCGGUGCCUGCGGCUCUACGGCAGCCUCUCUGAAACACUGGCAUCUUCCAUUUCCUGGGAAAGGUUCUAUGCGAUUCGCGCGAACAUUUCCUUGGCUCUCAGUGCAGACGACCGCCAUUCUCCGGAGAGGAAGUCUCGGCAAACAAGCUGCAGUGCGUACUUUCAGCAGGAAGCAUUCCGAAAGCUAGAGAUGGAUGCAGACGUGCACCUGUUCUCGCGCUUUGGGUACCAAUGCUGCGGCGCCAGGCAGCCAGGGGGAAACCACAGCUGA